UGCAGGGCCCUUUGCAGUCACCAGAGUCUCUCGAAUCUUCGGCUUGCCAUGGCGAAGCCGGACGAAGAAAAGCUUCGUGAAGAGUUGAAGGUGCUUUUGCAAGCCCAGGAGCUCCAAGAGCUUUCGCUCCGUCGAGAUGCCAUGAUGCAGAAGGCCCAAGCGGCCGAGGCCGCCGUGGAGGCCGAGCGCCAGGCGAUGGAUGACUUGGAACGGGAGUGCCACAGCUUUGACUUGCGGAAAAGGCAAGCGAACGAGGAGGAAGCCAACUCCCAGAGCUUGGCCGAGAACAUCUCCGCCGAAUUGCAGACCUUUGGACCCGCGAACAUCUCGACGGAGUCGAAGAAAGGUGGCAAAGGUGGGAAGAAUGGCAAGGGCAAAGGAAAGGCCAUUGUGGUGUCGCCUCCUGCUGCCCUACAGGAGGAGAUUGCUAGCUUGCGAGCACAAGUAGCGCAAGAGCGUCAGCGAGCAGCACAGGAGGAUGAGGCGCAAGAGAGAGCAACACGUGCACGGGUGGAGGAACAGUGCAUGUUGUUGAGGGCCCUCAUCGACAUGGUCACCGGCUCCGGAGAGCUCUCAAAGGCGAACUGGAGGGAGGAAGAAAGGGAUCUAGGUGCUUAUGGCGUUUUUAUGGCGGAGAAGCGCCGCUGGGCAACGAAUGCGCUGGGCUGGCGGAUUCUUCCGCGGAAUUCUUCCGCGUUUGCAUGUGACACCAGCCCAGAGUUCGCCAAGGUCGAUGAGCUUUGCCAUAUUCUCCCGGGAAGGUCACAGGAUAACUUCCUUUGUCAGGCCUGCGAAGGAAAGAAGGCCUCCGAGGUUAGCAAGAUGGGAGGAGCAGCUUGGAAGAAGCUGUCCGAAGCGGACAAGGUUUCGAUUGCGGGCACAGCGGGUGCAUGA
Durusdinium trenchii is the source of this 894-nucleotide messenger RNA. The record is from the annotation of a GenBank genome assembly. NCBI's taxonomy places the organism in Eukaryota, Dinophyceae, Suessiales, Symbiodiniaceae.